This is a messenger RNA of Prunus armeniaca (apricot), 345 nucleotides long. The record is from the annotation of a GenBank genome assembly. NCBI's taxonomy places the organism in Eukaryota, Viridiplantae, Streptophyta, Magnoliopsida, Rosales, Rosaceae.
AUGCCUUCGCAUGUUGAUUCGCAGCUGGUUUACGAUAACAUCGGGAGAGAUGAGAUUCAGAAGCUGUUUCCCAGUGAGGGUGCUUUGCCACGGUUAAAGACAAUGACAUGGGACAUGGUGAAUCCGGAUGCAGAAUUCGCAGACCCUGUGGCUGUUAUCAACUUGAAGUUCCUAAAUGAUUUACAGUUGCGCUCAAAAGAAUCGGAAGUGAAGUUUGAAUUAGCUUAUAAUACUCUAGAAACAAUGCUGAAUUCCAUGUAUAGCAUAAGAGACCUGUUGUCUAACGUGCAUUUUGGGGAAUCUUAUUGUGCCUUAUCAUCUCCUUCUCAGUGGGAGUGUGGUUGA